Messenger RNA from Thermothielavioides terrestris NRRL 8126, 1312 nucleotides. RefSeq lists its product as uncharacterized. The transcript has 2 exons. Lineage: Eukaryota; Fungi; Ascomycota; Sordariomycetes; Sordariales; Chaetomiaceae. The record is from RefSeq and is a predicted model, not a curated record. Gene Ontology annotation, cellular component: cytoplasm; nucleus. The coding region runs from base 188 to 1231 and encodes 347 amino acids. Gene Ontology annotation, molecular function: ATP hydrolysis activity; nicotinamide-nucleotide adenylyltransferase activity.
CUUGGUCUGCGCUACGAAGGCCCUCAAUGAGUUGGUUACUGAACAGGGCCUGUCUUGGGAAGUCACUCGGUCCCGUCAACAGCAAUGACAUAAGCAGCGGCCCUUUCUGUUGCCCCGCCCCCCACUUCCUCCGCUGCGAUGUAAUCCGCUAUGCUUCUGUCCUCUUCCAAGGGCGAACAAGCUCACCAUGUCCCCGCCUGGCGACCCCUCCGAUGUUGAUGAGCGCUCGAUGGCCCGUUGGUCGGAAUCGGCGCUGUCACUUGCCAAUUUCUUCUCGCGAGCUCUGUCGUUGUUCCAGAGUUCCGGCUCGAAUCUCCAAAUCCUCUGCACCGCUGCGCCCACGCUCUCUCGGGGAGACCCGCCCGACCAUGGCCAACCAGCACCCCUUCCUCCGCGCUCCCGACCGCGCUCCUUGAUCGUGCUCGACUCCUCCUUCAAUCCGCCGACGCGCGCACACCUACGCAUGGCCACCUCUGCCAUCCACCAGCUCCACCGCGAACGCGGCCAAGCAUCGGACUCGUUGCGGAUGUUGCUGCUGCUGUCGGUCAACAACGCAGACAAGGGCGCCAAGCCGGCAUCCUUUGACCGGCGGCUGGCCAUGAUGUGGGCGUUUGCCGGGGACGUGCAGCACGCUUUGCUGGGCGGUCUCGAAUCGGCUUCCGGUGAACGGGAGGAGCAGGGGAGUUUCGGGGGACUCAGCAUCGACCUCGGCCUGGCGAAGGCGCCGUAUUUUCACGAGAAGAGUGCUGCGUUGGCCGAGGCCGAGUUCUACAAGGGUACGAACGAGGGAGGCGGCGCCGGCGAGACAGAGCAGGUCUUCCUCGUCGGCUUCGACACGCUCAUCCGCAUCUUCAACCCGAAGUACUACGGCCCGCUCGACUCUGCGGCCCCCCCUGCCAGCGCUGGGCCCUCGCCGAUGCACAAGGCGCUCGAUCCCUUCUUCCGGCGUGCGAAGCUGCGAGUAACGAUGCGGACAGGAGACGAGUGGGGCGACGAGACGGCGCAAAGGGCAUAUCUAGAAAACCUGGGGAAGGCAGAAGCGCUGAGCGAGGUAGGAGGAAGCAAAGACUGGGGGCGUAGGAUCGAGAUGGUUGAAGGGCGUCAGGUUGGUGCGGAUGCCAUCAGCAGCACGCGCGCGCGAGCCGCGGCAAAGGAUCGGGACGCUGGCAGACUCGACGAGAUGGUCACUCCGGCGGUUAGAUGGUGGAUAGAGCAGGGUGACAUACACUGAAUGAGUCUGGCGAGCUGCUGCAGUUUCUGGCAUUAAUCACAGGAUCGUCGGUGGACCCGGCCCAAACUGGACCUUAGCUUG